UGAAGUAAGGGACUGAAUAUUUAACAUGUGGGGAGAGGGGGAGUUGGGGUAAACGGAAAGCAAUGGAUGGAGAGAGAGAGAGAUGCUGUUGCUGGGGAACAGAAGCCACAUAGAGGACCACUGAAAAAAAAAUCAGCAACAGAGAUUUGUGCACGUUAUUCCUGCAAAGAAGAGAUAUUUAGGAGUGGGAAAAGAAGGGGGUAUUUGCAGAGAAAAGAGGAAGAUAGAGAUGCCAGAGCAGAGGCAUUUUAUUUAAAGGAAUUUUGUGUGUCGGUACACAGCCAGUCUUUUCCCCAUCAACGGUGGCCAGUGGCUGGUUGAAGGGGGGGUUUGGGGUGCAGCAUCACAGAGGUGCCCCCUGUCUGCAGACACCUGCUGCUGGAGAGCGUCUGACAGCGAGGACACUGUGUCUGUGUGCAUGAGCGUGCACGUGUGCAUGUGAAUGAGUGAGAGACAGGAGGAAUUUCAGCCUGAAUCUUCGCAUCUGGGACCGAAGAGAGGGGAGAACACACUGACCAGAGAGAGGUUUCUAACACCGCUCAUGCUCUCCUCUCUGAGGGAUGGGCACCACAGAGGCGACUCUACGAAUGGAGAACUUGGAGGUGAAGGACGAGUGGCAGGAUGAAGACUUCCCCAGACCCCUCCCAGAGUACGGAGACAUGGACCCGUCCUGCGGUCUCACAGACGACAGAAACUCUCUCUCCCUGGAUGUUUCUCCCCCUGGAGGAGGAGGAGGAGGAGGAGGAGGAGGAGGAGGAGGCGUUUCUUCGUCCCGUAAACGGCGGACGCUGAUUGCCCCGGAGAUGAAUCUGUCUCUGGACCGCAGCGAAGGCUCUCUGCUGUCGGAAGACUUCCUGGACACGCCGGACGACCUGGACAUCAACGUGGACGACAUGGACACGCCGGACGAGACGGACUCUCUGGAGUUCAUCACCAACGGCAACGAGCUGGAGUGGGAGGACGACGCCCCAGUGGCCUCGGCUAAAGCGGCCCCCGCCUCCGGCCCCCUGCAGGCGGACGAGGGGAACAGCGGGAGACUGUGGAGGACCGUGGUCAUCGGGGAGCAGGAGCACCGCAUCGACAUGCAGAUCAUCAGACCCUACCUCAGGGUCAUCUCUCAUGGAGGUUAUUACGGGGAGGGUCUGAACGCCAUCAUCGUUUUCUCCGCCUGUUACCUGCCGGACAGCAGCUGCUCCGACUAUCACUACAUCAUGGAGAACCUCUUCCUGUACGUGGUGAGCAGUCUGGAGAUGCUGGUGGCUGAAGAUUAUCUGAUCAUCUACAUGAACGGAGCGACGCCUCGAAACAAGAUGCCCGGCAUCGGCUGGCUGAAGAGAUGCUACCAGAUGAUUGACAGAAGAUUGAGGAAGAACCUGAAGUCUUUGGUCAUCGCUCAUCCCACCUGGUUCAUACGCACCGUGCUGGCUAUAUCCAGACCAUUUAUCAGUGUGAAGUUCAUGAAUAAGAUCCAGUACGUGCACAGUCUGGAUGAACUGGCAGAGAUCGUCCCCAUGGAGCACGUCCAUGUUCCUGAGUGUGUGGUGCAAUUUGACGAGGAGAGGAUUAAAGCACGGAGGGAAAGGAUGGAGCAGGAGCACAGACAACAGGAGCAGCAGUCAGUCCCACAGGAGCCAAUUAAAAAGUCUGAGAGGCCAAAGUCGGUGGUUGUAAAUCAAGGAUUAUGAGGACAGAACUUUGCAGGAAAAGAGUGUGUGACGGACGUAUGGAGCAUGAACACUUCAAUUUAUUCCCGUAAGAAGCAGAGGGUCCAACAAGUCUUCAUAUGCUUCCUUGUUAUACCAACAUCUACCCUCUGUGCAACAUGAAAAUGUAAGAAGGAAGACGUCAAUGUGGAAACUGUCAUUGUUGGGUUCAUAGUCAUUAUCCUGCUGUGUUUGGACCUGCUAAUUUAUACUUAUAUCAUCGUGAGGCUCUGAAAAACCAGGACCUUGAUUUUGGCUAUGUUGUAACUUGGGGAUUGUAACUCUAAUUGUGGAAACUGACGUUGUAACUCCAAUUGAAAGCCCCUGCAGUUUCAGAGUGCAUACAGUUGUUACACGUCCAUUUAAUAUAAUGAUGUUACAGUUACUUAUCAAUAAAAAAAAACUAGACAGUCAGCAUUUUCUGAGCACCUAACAUCAAUCUUUUGAACAAAUUAUCAAGACAUAGCUAGCCAAAUAAUAUUGCUAACCCCGCUCUGUGUGGCCUAAAAACGUUCUGCUCUCAGAGGUCCUAAGCUCCAGUGCUGUCCGCAGCUAACUGAGUUAACAGCUAACAGUGCUAACAGCUAACUGUGCUAACAGCUGACUGAGCUAACAGAUAACUGAGCUAAGAGCUUAAUGCGCUAACAGAUAACUGAGUUAACAUAUAACUGCACUAACAGAUUAGUGAGCUAACAGAACUAAGCUAACAUCAAACUGAGCUAACAGAAAACUGAGCUCACAGCUACCUGUAUCUACAGCUGACUGAGUUAACAGCUAACUCAUCUAACAGCUAACUGAGCUAACAGCUACCUGUGCCUACAGCUGACUGAGCUAACAGCUAACUGAUCUAGUAACUAACUGAGCUAACAGCUACCUGUACCUAUACAGCUGACUGAGCUAACAGCUAACUGAUCUAACAGCUAACUCAGCUAACAACUAACUGUACCUAAAGCACACUGAGCUAACAGCUAACUGAGAUAACAGCUAACUGUACCUACAGCUGACUGAGCUAACAGCUAACUGAGCUAAGAGCUGACAAGCGAGCUAUUACAGUUAGCGCUUAACUUUGCUAUAUCUGACAAUAAUAUCGUAUUUUAGCGACAACAUUUUCUUUCCAUCAGCGACACAGUUUCUGAGGUCAUUAGAGAGGUAGAAAACAAUUAUCCAGUAUCACUCAAGGGUCCAUUCUUAAAUUAACCGAAGACAGUCAGAAUUUAGCAUCAGACAUUUGGAAAAUCUGACACUUGGAGAUAUAAGCGCUUUGCCUAACACUAAAGAUGUGUACAUAAUGUAAGUGAUGAAAUAUAUAACACUUAGACGUGUAACAACAACUUUAUUCAUGUAGCAGAUGCUGAUCCUGGGUCAGUGUUCAAGCUUAGACCAAACACACAUUUAUAUUCUGGUCAAUAUAAUGUGUGUUCGAUGUAAAUAACAAUGCAUCAGAUGCCUUCAUCUUAGUUUUUUGCCUCAUAUUGCCUGCUGUAUCAUGAGGCCUUCUUACUGUCUCUCAUGCUGUUUAGAAAAUGUCCAAAUGUACUAACAUCUGUACUUUAUUUUUAUGAUGUGCCUCUUCCAUAUUGUGCAUAGAAAAAAAACGGAAAGUUAUACAUAUUUGCAUUUCGUGUCUUGGAAAACCCCAUAUGAGAAAAAUCUUUAAGAAUCAUAUGUUGUAAAAUACGCUUUAUUUUGUGCAUAAUGGCCACGUAGAUGUCAUACAGAACAGCAUUUAGCAAAUACGUAUGCUUUGCAUUAUUAUUCAGACUAUGUAUUCGCAUAAUGUCAUGUAUAAGAUACCAAUAUAAUACUUACCCACCAUUUACAGAAUAUCUGCAAUAAUUUUGUAUGGGAUUUGUGGCCAUAUUCAAGACAAAGUGUGUGUAGAUUGUGCAUAUCUAUCAUUCUUAUUGAUCAGUUUCAUAUGGGAACAUUUUCUGUCAGCGGCUUGUGAAAGAAAGUUGUUUUAUUAUUUCAUAAUCCUAAAGUUUAGGUAUAUAAAGGUUUGUUCAUUUCUGCAGAGCGACUUCCUCUUAUGUUUUUCGGUAUGGUUGUUUCUGAUAAACAUUCGAGACAUUGUCAGCACAUGUUAUUACUUAAAACGUUUUAAACCUUUCUCUAUGAAUGCAUUAUGGGUUUGACGUGUUUGGGUUUUGUAGAUGUAGCCUACUCAUGUCUUCCAACUGUUCAACUUAUUGUAGCAGGAGGGCAGAGGAGUUUUAUUUUUGUAAACAAAUGCAUUAUAGUAUUUCCUGCCUGCCUUCUUUUUUUAUUUUGCACUUUGCAUUUGGUUAUGUUAAGGAGGAAAUAGUCUAUACUGUGUUUUUGUUAAGUAGCAUUACAUGCAGUUGUGUAGCUGAUGGUGAGGUAUCAACAGGUUUAUCUUAUUUGGUACAGAAAAAUGAAAUGUCUGUUUAUAAAAGUGUCAUUUCAAUUCUUUUAUUUGUCUUUUGUGGUACGGAAAUGACACAGAGGUUCAACUUUUGUAUCAUUUUUAAAGAAAUUGAUCAAUGUUUAUCAUCAUCAUGGUUUGUUUGCUGUAGUGAGUGCCUAUUUUUAACCAAAUGAUUAAAAUAAGUCCAUGAAAAGUGAAGGAUUGUAGAGUAUAGCCUUUCCAUGUGUAGUUAUUUUACUUUAUAGGUUUAAUCGAGUCACACCGAAUAUAAAAAUUGGGUGUGAUUUUCAUUUUGACUAUAAAAGCACAAUAUAUUGUUACAAAUCAUUUGCCUACCAUUUGUCUUAUGCUACAUGUUUGCUCAGAUUUAAAUGGUAAAGAUGAUCCUUCAUUGGUUCUGCCUUGUAAAUAAAACUGAAUAAACUGUUCCUCCCAA
Trematomus bernacchii (emerald rockcod) is the source of this 4528-nucleotide messenger RNA. It is a transcript of the gene atcaya, whose product is annotated as ATCAY kinesin light chain interacting caytaxin a. Gene Ontology annotation, biological process: apoptotic process. Bases 561 to 1685 code for a protein of 374 amino acids. NCBI's taxonomy places the organism in Eukaryota, Metazoa, Chordata, Actinopteri, Perciformes, Nototheniidae. The transcript has 13 exons. The record is from RefSeq and is a predicted model, not a curated record. Gene Ontology annotation, cellular component: cytoplasm.